Lucilia cuprina (Australian sheep blowfly) is the source of this 6844-nucleotide messenger RNA. RefSeq names its product transcription factor SOX-6 (gene Sox102F). The transcript has 3 exons. NCBI's taxonomy places the organism in Eukaryota, Metazoa, Arthropoda, Insecta, Diptera, Calliphoridae. Gene Ontology annotation, biological process: cell fate commitment; regulation of transcription by RNA polymerase II. Gene Ontology annotation, cellular component: nucleus. The record is from RefSeq and is a predicted model, not a curated record. Gene Ontology annotation, molecular function: RNA polymerase II cis-regulatory region sequence-specific DNA binding; DNA-binding transcription factor activity, RNA polymerase II-specific. The coding region runs from base 1711 to 3699 and encodes 662 amino acids.
GUUUGUUUUUCAGUGAGACAUUGCUCGCCUUCGUUGUUGAACGUGUGUGUUCAGACACGCGCGUACGCAUGCAUGCAUAUUUUUGCCAUGCAGCAGCAAGUAAGGAAGGCCUGUGUCUGCGAUUUUACUUGUUAUUUGUUUGAGUUUUUGUUUUCUUCUUAUUUUAUUAUUGUCGUCGUCGUUAUAUGUAUUAUUAUUGUUGUUGUUGCCGUGUUCCUUUUGCUAGUGUUCAGCCAUUCGCAAAUUAACGCGCAACGACUUGAGUAGUCAAGUUAGUUAAGCCAGCCAGUCAAGCCAUUAGUCGUUUAGUCUUACGCUUAGUUUUAACAACAAACAAGUUCUCUUUUCUUACCGAUCGAUGUAACAAAAACCGUUAUUAUUAAUUGUAUUAUUAAAAUCAUCAUCACAUAUGUAUGUUGCAACCAAUAAUAUUAGCAACUAUGAUAACAACAGCAUACCAUAACAUAAAAUAAAACUAUUAUUAUAGUUACAAGUGCAAAAAUAAACUAAAAUAAAUAAAAACAUAAACAAAAUAGGUACAUAACAAAAAGUUGGAGGACAAAAUUAAAUAACACGCGCUAAGAUACAGUAAUAACAACAAAACAUACAAAAUAUAAGAAUUGUAAAUGCAACAUCCAAGACUUAAAAAUCUCUUCAUUGACUGACGACGACUACCUUGUUGCAAGAAGGAAUACUUGGCUAACGAUCGAUCAGUUAGUUAGUCGAUCAAACAGUCAGUCAGUCAGUUAAGCAAGCAAUCAACAAAAACAACCUGUCUUAAUGUGCCAUGAUAUCGAGAUUGUUUUGUGUUACAUUGCUCGAGGUGAGAAAAAAAUAAUAACAAAUAUAAAAAUAUAACAACAAACUAAAUAUAAAGAACGGAACGAAACCCAUAGCGUGGAUAAUAAUAAUACUAUAGUCAACAAUUGUUAAUUUUCUUUACUUAGAUACAAAGGUAUCUAACGGUUGCUUUAAGAAAUUCUAGAGCAAAUUGAAAUUAAUAAUCGUUUUAACAAAUAUGUCCUAGUGAUAAAUUCAAUAAUUAAGUUAAUUUGGUGCAUUAUAAUGUUUACUGAUUUCGCGAGAAAAAUGUAAUAAAUAUAAUAAAAAUUAUGUAUUUAUGGUUGUGAGUGGAAUAAUUUCAUGAAAAAUAUAACAAUAAAUAAUUUUAAAUUAUAAUGAAAAUUACAGUAAUUUAAACCACGUGCUCUUUUAAAAUAAUAAUAAACAAAAACUACAAUAAGCAAGAUUUAAUUAUAACAUUCGCAAUAAAAUCUCUAGGAAAUUCAUGCUUGAUAAUCCGGGAUCCUUUUUGAACAAGAGUAUUAUAGUCCAGAUAUAUAAAUAUAUAUCCAACGUUUUAUUCAACGUUCGAAUUCAUGUGCUGUGAGACACGUUAAUGGCCUGAGGAAUUUGCUAUAACUUUUAAAGUUUUCAAGCACUUUUUGUGUGCACAUUACGAUUCUUUUACAAUAAAGUUCAAAAUUUAUUACUAAAUGGCAAAAUUUUAGCAAAAACUGAAAAAAGAUAUUUCCCCUUGUAAAUGCACUUGGAAACUUUAGAGACGUUGCGGCACCUGUUAACGUUAUCCUAGCAGCCGAAUUUUUUGUAUGAUGUAGUAUUACAGCCCAGAGAACAAAUAAAAGAGUGGGGACGGAAAAAAUUCGCAACUUGGUUUUUUUGGAGCACUCUAAUACUCAGUUCGAAAUCAUGACAAAUUUAGAUGGUAAUCUUCAUCACAACCAAGAACAAAUAGAGUGCAUACAACAGCAACAGGAAAAUUGUUUCCAGGAAUUACAGCAUCAGUUGAAUUCCCAAUUAUGUGCUGUCGCACAACAUACCAGUUUCACAACCCAAACUACCAUACAGCAACAACCAACACCAGCAGCAACAAUAGUGCCAUUUUUACCUGCAUUUUUACGUCCUCCUCCCCCGCCACCUCCAUCACAUCUAGCGGCGGCAGCUAGCAACCUUCCCACAGUAUUGCAUACACACGCUCUCCAUGCCUCGCAACAUAACAAGAUGACAAUGCAACCGAUGUGGUCAACGGCAGCUGUCGCAGCAGCGCAUUUACAGGCCGCAUUGGCAGUAGCGGCAGUUGCAGUCAACAAUGACUCCAACAAUACCAGUAACGUAGGCGAACAAGCAAAUAAAAUUACCAACAACAACAGUUCAAUAACUAAUGAGAACGGGACAACGUUGCCUCAUGAAUAUGGCAUUGGAAGCAAGAGCGUGUUACAUAGCCUAAGUUCCGAAUUAAACUUUGUUGAUGUGGUGGCAAGUACGACUACACCGCCUUCCACACCUUUAUAUAAUGUAAAUAACAAUAAUAAUGAUAAUAACAACAAUAGCGAAUGUCCUUCGCCAGCGCCUUGUUCUCCAGAUGAUGUUAUCGAAAACAUGCAAGUAGAUACAUUAUCCAUGGAUGACGAUAACGAUCUUAUGUCUAGCUCAAAUGGAUCCAACAGCCCGAGAUCUAACUCAAAUAGUUCAGCUCAGGAGGAUGUUAUUUUAACGAGUAAAGAGGAGUCCUUGGAUGAUGAGGAUGUUACAGAAGCUCCGUUAAACUUGUCAAAACCAAAGUAUUCAUCAAGAUCAUCGAUUGAUGCGGCUAUUAACAGUGCUAUUUUAAUUAAGCGAGAAAACGAUCGCCUGACUCCUGUCUCAAACUGUGAUUCUCCAUUGCAUUGGCAAUCAUCAUCGUCUUCAAACGCCGAUACAAAUUUUGUUGCCAUCCACAUUUGGAAUAACCCUGAAACUCAAGAAUCCGAUACGAUAGCACCUUUUAACAAUAUUGAAAAUAUAUCGGUUACAAGAGUUACUCGUAAUAGUCGAGAUUCAACAGGUGCAUGUGCUGGAAAACGAAUUUCGGACCAGUUUAGCCCAGCUGUUCAUCAGGAACUUAAGCCGACUAGUGGAACUAAACAAGCACAUUCACCCGCUACGUUCUUACCACAAGAUAUCCAUUCCAAUCUACGUGAAAGUUGCAGCAAUAGCCGGGACACCAGUAGCAGUCAUGGGCAUGGCCACGGCUAUCACAGCAAGCAACAUAUAAAACGUCCUAUGAAUGCCUUUAUGGUUUGGGCUAAGGAUGAGCGUAGAAAAAUUCUUAAAGCAUGUCCCGACAUGCAUAAUUCGAAUAUAUCGAAAAUAUUGGGAGCUCGCUGGAAAGCCAUGUCUAAUGCCGACAAACAGCCCUAUUACGAAGAACAAUCUCGCCUUUCAAAACUCCACAUGGAACAACAUCCAGACUACAGAUAUCGACCUAGGCCAAAGCGAACAUGCAUUGUAGAUGGCAAAAAAAUGAGAAUUUCUGAAUAUAAAGUCCUUAUGCGUAACAGACGGGCAGAGAUGAGACAAUUGUGGUGUCGCGGAACAGGCUCUCCAGGUGCAAAUAUUCCAGGUUCUGCCCGACCACCCUGUCAUCAUUCUCCUGAAUGCGAAGAUGAAGUGCAGGCAGCAGUAACCGCUGCCUAUCAACUGCAGGACAUGGGUCAAGCGGUAGCUGUUGCAGCCGCCGCAGCUGCAGUAGCAGCUGGCAUAAAUAACAUGGAAGAAUGCAACUCUACUUUAAUAGAUCGUGUCACUCCAACUACUAGCAGUAGCAAUAGCAAUUACUAUCCCGCUGAAAGUAUAUCAGAGUUGGAAUUUGCAAAUGAGAGUAAUGCAAUUGGUUUUGAAUCUCGAGAUGACGACUGAGUGGAUCAAUAUUAUGAAAUUAUUAUAAAUACGUAUUAUGAAAUUAUAGUUAUAUAAGUGUAGUAUAAACAGCAGCCACAAUAGUAAAACAUUUUUUGUUCAAAAUAAUGACACAAAUACACACAUACCUACAUUCUACAAUACACAAAUCCACAUAUUUCAUAUAAACACAUUAAGUUGUUUUUUACGAUUUAUCUUUUAUAAAGGGCCCACUCUCAAGAAACAAAUCGAAAUAACCCAUGUCAUAAAACUUCAACGCUGAAAAAUUUGGUCAAAUCGAAUUAUAGCUUAUCGGAUAUGAAUUGUAAAUGUUAAAAAAUAUUGAACUAUUAUGAUAUGCCAAAUCAAAUAUAUUGAGGUCUAUUGAGAACUAAUAACAAUUCGGCUAUAAACUAUUGUUUAAAUAAAAUAAAUUUAAACCAUUCCAAGCAUAUCUUUAAAUUUUAGAAAGCAUAUUUGCAAAAAAAAGUUUGUGUUAUAGAAUAUGUAUUAAAAUUUAGGAAAAUUUUCCGAUAAAAGUUCGUUAUCAAGUAAUUUUAAUAGUAUUUUUUACGUGUUUUCCACAUGUAUGUUAAGCUAGAUAAACUUAUCUAUGUUGACUAAAAUUCAGAGUUAAAUUUUCGUAAAAAACAAUUUAAUGUAAUGUAUGUAAAUAUUUUUGAAUUAAAUAUACGAAUUUAUACACCGGUCACAUUAGUCACUAAACGUACAAAACUAAAAAUUCUAAGUCUUUAUAAUCAAGACAUUUUUUGUCAAUAAUCUGUGUGCCAUAAAUAUGUAUAUAUAGGUUAUUUGUCACACAAACAACAUUCAUGCGAAAAAAUUCCAAUUACAGUGAAUUUUCCCAUAACUCGGACGUGGUCAUAUUUUAAAAUAGGAAAAUAUUAGACCUAAGUUCAAAAUAUUGUAUCUAUGAGUAGAAAGAAACCAUAAAUAAAUCACAACCGAAAUUGAGAAUAAUAUUUAUCAUUUAAGAGUAUAAAAAGUAUUCGGGGUACAAUAAAAGCGGUUACUAAAAUAUUUUCUCUUCUAAAACAUUUACAAAAUAAUUUCAACUCUUUAAUACUGAAUUUUACUAUUUAUAUUAAAAUAAAUCAAGGUUGACAACCGUUAUCACUAAGCUAUCGUACUGCUUAAAUACCGAUAACGCUUAAAUAGCAAUACCGAAAUAUGUUAAAAUGCCAAAAACGAUAAAAUGUAGACUAGACAAUUGACUAGACUUAAAAAUAGAGUAUAAUAUGCAAUAUAUGUAUAUAUCUAAUAUGUAGUAAACUAGUCUAAUCUAUAUUUCGUUAGUAUUUAUCCAUUAUUAUGAGUGGUACAACAUUAUCGUGACCACAGAUCGAAUUUAGCAAGUCAUUUAUAGUAAAAAAAGUCGCGAAAGUGUGUAGGAGCCAAAGCAUGGCGGACAUAUGUAUAUAGAUCCAUAAUUGGUCAUAAAUCGACUACUUUAAAAAGCCAGUAAGCACUGAAAUACAGCGUAAUCGAGUUUUAUAUCAACGAAAAACCUCCUACUUAGCUCUAUGAGGAACUGCUUAUAAUUGGCCCUCAUUCAAAAAAGGAUUUUAAAGUUUUUACGAACUUAAUAAUAAAACUACGAUAAUAAAACUACGAAGAUAUGUCUACCAAAUUUUGUAAAGCAGAAUAUAGCCUAAACUAAUUUCAAUUUCGGAAGUGGUCCUCAAAAUCACCGCUAAGAUGUUGUUUUAGUACAGUAUCGUUACCAAUAAAAUAGCGAUACCAAAAUACCGAUAACGCUAAAAUACCAAUACCGAAAUAAGUCAAAAUACUGGUAACGCUAAGAUAUAGUUACCGAAUUAUCACCUUUUCCAAACGCUUGCCAACCUUGAAUGAAAUACUUUAGAUUUUAUUGUGCUUUUCGCACAAAAAAAUAUUUCAAAGCAUCAUUUCUUAUUAUUUUUAUGUCGAUGUACCUCGAAUAUUUUUACAACUUACAUAUAAUAUCGUGCCAUUAUCUAAUCUAAUCCCAACAUUAACAUACACAUGUAUUAAUACAUGAAAACAUAGGGUGGUUUCUUCAAAGUACUUUUGUGAACUUCAAAGUCUGCUAAUCGAAUUAGAUUAUACCAUGUGCAAUACCUAAUUUUUUAUUUAAUAUGUAUAAUUAAAGGCCACAAUUGCUCUGUUUUUCUCUAAUAAAAUUAAUCCAAAUUUUAAUGUAUGUUAAAUUUUGGAUCCUUUAAAAGAGUGGCUUCUACUGGCGGGGUAUUACAUGGCCAUAAUUUUAUUGAAGAUUAUGUGUUCGAACAACGCAUUACCAGUGAAAAUAAAAACUAUCAUCCUUGUUGCACCAUCUGAAUUCGAAAGAACAUGCUAAGAAAUAAAUAUAUCAAAUAUUGUAUCGUUGUUAUGAAGAUGGUUAGGAUCGGAUCUCUUUUUGGAACUAGUCCUAAUGUAUCAUUCUAAAUAAAUAAAUUAUAUGAAUAAACUCCAAAAAUAUACGUACAUACAACGAAAUUUCAGUUGCAAAUACUUAAAGGUGAGGAAAGAUUAAAUUUUGUAAUCGCAAGCACAAUUAUAAAAGGUUUAAUUUGAAAUGUAAAUGUUAUGUUAUAAGCGAAAGUGAUAUCAACAGUGAUAUUAACAGGUAGUAGUACUACCACUACUAGUCUCUGUAACAUUAUACCAAUUUCUUAUUAAUUAAUUAUGUACCGGUGAAUAAUUGGGAAAAUAAAAGUAAAUUUUCUUAACCCUCUUAAAUAAUGCUGAAGUUGGCAAUUCUGUGGUCAUUGUUUUACACGCUUGGAAGAGGACGAUGUUUUUCUAUUAAACGACAAAGCAAUGGGUGGAAUACCAAAUAGUUUUUGUACGUUCAUACAAAGUGAUAACUUUCUGGAUGGCGGGCCAUUAGCCGUGCGCAAAGGUCUUAUAUAUUGAGGUAUUUUGUAUCUGCUUUACAAAACUAAGAUUUUUUGAUGUACACCCAGCUAAAAAAGAACUUCCAAAGAAGCGAAAAAAAGUAGAAUUUACUCCAUGGUAGUAGUGAAAAAGACAUAAAGAAGUAAUGAUUUUAACUCAAGCUUGUCAUAGGAGGGAUGUUACUUUUAUUUGAUUACAAAUUCAAUACAUCUGAAGUCAUUCUUAGAAAGUAAUUUUUAUGUUCUUUUCUUGGAAGUAAAUACAU